Messenger RNA from Pungitius pungitius (ninespine stickleback), 1164 nucleotides. RefSeq names its product kin of IRRE-like protein 3. The transcript has 7 exons. Gene Ontology annotation, molecular function: cell adhesion molecule binding. The record is from RefSeq and is a predicted model, not a curated record. Lineage: Eukaryota; Metazoa; Chordata; Actinopteri; Perciformes; Gasterosteidae. Gene Ontology annotation, biological process: synapse assembly; cell-cell adhesion. Gene Ontology annotation, cellular component: cell-cell junction; plasma membrane. Bases 371 to 1132 code for a protein of 253 amino acids.
GGAGAGAGAAAGAGAGAGAGAGACGUAGGGAUGGAGGGAGGGGAGGGAGGAGUCUGGAGCUCCAUCCCCUGACUGUGUCUGCUAUGUGAUGUGAGUGGCGGAGCGCGCAAGAGAGAGAGAGAGAGAGAGAGAGAGAGAGAGAAGGGAGGUGGGUGCAAGGGGGAGAGGCUGAAGAGACUGAGAAUGGACGGGCAAGCGAGAAACUGCGUGAGAGAGAGAGAGAGAGAGAAAGAGUGAGCGCGUGCAUUCCCAGAGUCCGCCGCCGAAGACACAGAAAGUCCACGCGCUCGCAUCAACAAGAGAGAGCGUGCCAGCGAGCGUCGGCCGCCGGCAACUCUGAAGAGUUUUGCCCUCUCCACUCCUCGCAGUCAUGAUCCCUUGGGUCCUUCUGCUCUUGUGGAUCUCCGGACAUGGGGCGGCGGCCAUGUUUUCCCAGCAGCCACAGGACCUGGUCGUGGUGGCGGGCCAGCCUGUGACGUUACCAUGCAGCAUCCCCGGUUACCAUGGCGUUGUCCUGUGGAUCAAAGAUGGACUGGCGCUGGGAGUUGGCAGAGACCUGGCUGGCUACCCUCGGUACACGGUGAUCGGCGACCACGGUUCAGGGGAGCAUCACCUGCGCAUCCAGCGGGUGGAGCUGAUGGACGACUCGGUGUUUGAGUGCCAGGCCGUCCAGGCCGCCAUGAGGUCCCGUCCCGCCCGCCUCACUGUGCUGGUUCCGCCAGAGGACCCCGUCAUCGGUGGAGGGCCGGUGGUGAGCCUCAGGGCGGGCGACCCACUUAACCUGACCUGCCACGCCGACAACGCCAAGCCGGCAGCCUCCAUCCUCUGGAUCCGCAACGGAGAGGUGCUGAAUGGGGCCAUGUACUCCAAGACGCUGCUGCGGGACGGCAGGCGAGAGAGCACCGUCAGCACGCUGUACCUGCUGCCUUCCAACAUCGAGACGGGCCAGCAGAUCAUCUGCAAGGCCUCCAACAAGGCGGUCCCCAACGGCAAGGAGACCAGCGUCACCAUCGACAUCCAGCAUCUACCACUUGUCAAUCUCUCGGUGGACCCUCAGCCUGUUCUCGAGGGCAACCUUGUGAAAUUCCACUGCUCCGCAAAGGCCAACCCCCCCGUCACACACUACAGGUGAGAUGGUGAAACCAACACCCACAUCGGUGCCAA